UCACACACCUAAGCACACACCAGACCUCCUCUCUCAUGACUGGAAAACUCUCGCACCACCUCAUCCACCACUGAGUGUAAACCACACAUCAAGGAUAAUGUUACCCUGCUCAGGUUUAGCUGUGAUCCUCUGUCUCCUGCAAGCCCUUUGCAUCACUGCGGACAUAGACAGCAGCUCCUUUCUGAUUUUCAACGAGAACCAUAACAAGUGCAUUAAGGUGGAGAGCGCCAACUCGCUGACUGUCGCCACCUGCGAUCCUCACUCCAAGCAGCAGCAGUUUCGUUGGGCCUCCAAGUCGCGCGUUCUCAGCCUAUCCCUCAAGCUCUGUCUGGGGGCCACAGAGAUUAAAGACUGGGUGAAGGUCCUCCUGUAUGAAUGUGAUGAGAGCAGUGACCUCCAGCACUGGGAGUGCAAGAAUGAGACUCUCUUUGGCCUAAAAGACCAGGACCUGCACUUAAACUGGGGCAACCGCAAUGAGAGGAGCAUAAUGAUCUACAAAGGCUCGGGGCUCUGGAGUCGCUGGAGGAUAUUUGGCACUCUGGGAGACCUUUGCUCAAAGGGGUAUCAAG
This is a messenger RNA of Paralichthys olivaceus (Japanese flounder), 569 nucleotides long. The record is from RefSeq and is a predicted model, not a curated record. Lineage: Eukaryota; Metazoa; Chordata; Actinopteri; Pleuronectiformes; Paralichthyidae.